CAAGGACACCAGCCAGCUUCCCCCAUGCCAAGAUCAAGCCGUGCCAGGCACCGUCUAGAGCUCCCAUGCCAGCAUCAGGGGGUGCUAGGAGCUGUACAGACCCCCAGGCUGGGAUUGGGCCAUGCUGGGCACCUGACACUGGCUGAUGCCCAGGGUGGGGCUGUUCUUGCCCCUAUAUCAGCACUCCUAAACCGCUGGGGCACUUUUUUCACAGCUACGAUGGCGACAGGUACCCGGAGCCUUUGCCUGCUUCUCGUGGGGCUGAUCUUGGCGGGGCUCCCAGCACCGGGGGUCACCGUGCCCGGGGGAAUCCAGAACAUCCCUGUGACCGAUCCCGAGGUCCGGGCAGCCACAAUCGUGGCCGUGGGGGCUUUCAACCAGGACAGUGACAGCCCCUUUGUCUUCCGGGCAGAGAAGGUCAUCAGUGCCCAGAGCCAGGUUGUUGAGGGCUUCAUGUACUACCUGACGGUGGAGCUGGAGAAGACCCUGUGCCGGAAGGGGGAAGCUCAGGACCCCCAGGCCUGUCCCCUGGCCCCUGCCGACCAGCAGCAGGGGCUGAUCUGCAAGUUCCAGGUCUGGUCCCGCCCGUGGCUCUCUGACACCCAGGUCAUGUCUCAGAGCUGUGUCCCAGCCCAGGCCUGAGCCCCAGACCACACCUGCCCCUGCCCAGCUCUGAACAGGUCUCAAUAAAAGCCUCCUUGGAGCCUCUGCCUGGUUCUUUCCU
Molecule: messenger RNA, 724 nt
Organism: Alligator mississippiensis (American alligator)
Lineage: Eukaryota; Metazoa; Chordata; Crocodylia; Alligatoridae
Product: cystatin
Exons: 3
Coding region: 25-642 (205 amino acids)
Cellular component (GO): extracellular exosome
Molecular function (GO): cysteine-type endopeptidase inhibitor activity
Source: RefSeq, a predicted model, not a curated record